AUGCCAACAUUUGACUCAACUGAGAGCUCUUUGAGCUGUUAUGCUGAGGACAACUACGAGCAGCAGCUGCAGCGGCAGCAGCAGCAGCUGGAGGAGCAGCAGCUGCAGGAGCAGCAGCAGCAGCCGCAGCAGCCGCAGCAGCAGCAGCAGCAGCAGCAGCAGCAGCAAGAAGAGGAGCAGCUGCAAAGGAGGAGGAGCAGCAGAAAGGCAGCAACAAUAUGGUUAAUAAAAACAGCAAAAGAGAGAGAAAGGAGAUUGUUUAGAUUUGCUGUUGUCUCCUUUGCUGCUGCUGCUCUUGUUGCUGCGCUGCUGCUUAUUGCACCCUCAUGCUUGGUGGUGAUAAGGGGGAGGUCUACGUUUGCUGCUGAGCUGCAUGUACUGUCUUUCUUUUCAAUCGCAAAAAAUAAAACAGAAUAUUUAGCCAAAGACGAGCAGCAGCAGGAGCAGCAGCAGCAGGAGCAGCAGCAACAGCAGCAGCAGCAACCUGCUGCUGCUUCUGUUGCUGCUGAUCAAGCUCCGGCUGCUACUGCUGCUGCUGAUCAAGCUCCGGCUACUGCUGCUGCUGCUGCAGGCGGUGCAGCAGGCGCAGCAGCGUCAGGAGACACUGACAACAAGCAGCUGCUGCAGCAGGCAGAGCAGCAGGAGCAGCAGCCGCAGCAGAAGCAGCAGCAGCAGAAGCAGCAGCAGAAGCAGCAGCAGCAGGAUGAGGGUAAAAGGCAGCAGCAACAGCCGCACCUGCUGCAGCACGCCAAAGAGACUCGAGUAGACAGUAGCGGCGACAGCAGCAGCAGCAAUAACAACAACAGCAGUAACAGCAGCAAUAGCAUCAACUGCAGCAGCAGCAGCAGCAGCAAAGGGGAAGGAGACAGCGAGGAGACAGGUGCAGAUACACCUGAAGAGACAGCAGCAAACAGCCAGACUCUGCGGCUGGAGGUUGGAGACAGACAAGACUACAACAAAAACACUCUUCUCUUUUCUCUCGCUCUUCGUGCCUGCGCACAUGCAUGCAAGAAACAUCCGCAGCAGCAGCAGCAGCAGCAGCAACAGCAGCAGCAAAAUGAAUCUCCUGAUGUGUAUAUGUCUCUGGCUGGUGAAGAGGGAUCCCCUCGCAGCAGCGCACAUAAAAAGAGACACGUGGAAGGCAGCAGCAACAGCAGCAGCAGCAGCAGCAGCAGCAUAAACACAAAUGCUGAUGCUGCUGCUGCUGCUGCUGCUGCGUCCCUUGCUGCCUAUCGGCAUACACCAUACCACGCGCAGCACCAGCAGCAGCUGCAGCAGCAGCAGCAGCAGCAGCAGCAGAAGGGGGACCUAGAUCUUUCUACUGAAACUGCUGCUGCUGUCCCUCUGUUGCUGUCUCCUGAUGGCGGCAGCAGCAGCCGCAGGAGCAGCAGAAGCCGCAGCAGCAGAGCAGCAGCAAAGGCAGCAACAAAAGCAGCAGCAGAGGCGCUGCACUGCAACAACACCGCAAUACCUUUUCUUGUUGCUGUUGUUACACUGCUACUGCUCCAGCGUUCGUCUGGGAGGAGCAGCGUGGGGUUUGCUGCUGCUGCUGCCGCUGCUGCUGCUGACGCGCUUCUUGCUGCAGCAGUUGCUGCUGCAGCAGACACACCUCUCCUGCUUCACCAAGAGAUUGGAGAAUGGGGAGGAGCAGCAGCAGCAACAGCAGCAGCAGCAGCAGCCCUUGCGGCGUCUCUCAUCUCUACCGUAGCGGCCCAGCAGCCGUUGCUGCUAUUGCUGCAGCAGCAGCAGCAGCAGCAGCUGCUGCUGCAGCAGCAGCAGUUCACAAUGACACAAGCUGCAAGGGCAGCAGCCAUACGAUCAACAUCAUUACCAUAG
Eimeria acervulina is the source of this 1836-nucleotide messenger RNA. RefSeq lists its product as hypothetical. The transcript has 4 exons. NCBI's taxonomy places the organism in Eukaryota, Apicomplexa, Conoidasida, Eucoccidiorida, Eimeriidae. The record is from RefSeq and is a predicted model, not a curated record. Bases 1 to 1836 code for a protein of 611 amino acids.